AAGCUGGUAUUUUAAAUGUUUGUAAUUUGUUGUGUUUAUACCGAGAACCCUGAUACACAAUUUGAUGACCUUCGGCACAGUGAAUCAUAGCUAUGACACCUUUCAAACAGAAGUCGUCAGAGCUAACUUUCAACUUUUACUAAAAGUAACAAAAAUAGCUAAGUAUUCGCAAAAAAAAAGAAAAUAUAAUACUACCUAGCUCCGUAAGAGAAACCAUGAUAGUAGUACCUAUGUGAGCGAGCAAUAACUUCGCUAUGCUUCAUCGGCAUUUAAUUUCUCGCCCGGAAAUUUUUAUUUUACGAUCAUUCAUUAAGUAUGAUUAGUAUGAUUUUGUUACAUACUAACUUCUGCCAGUGGCUUCGCCCGCGUACCCAGGGAUAAAAAGUUUUUAAACACACGCAUUUUUGGAACCCAAAAAAAUGAUUAAAAACACUGCAAUCUAGUUAUUAUUGAAAAAAUCAAGGACCAGAUUAUCAAUGAAAUGGAGGAUAGAAAUAAAAUUAGCAUAGAAAACAAAUUAAGGCAUUUACGUAUAACUUGUAGCAUGUUUACUAUUGUUUACUCUUUUUUUCAUUUUGGUUCUUUAGCUAUCAAAUAUUAGGUUUAAACUUGUUGCACGGCAUCUGAUCAAACAAAAGAGUUCGAAAUAAUUUUACACCGAAAGCCAAUCCACCUUAAACUCUAGUAUAUGACCGAAGUCGUUUUAUUCAUUCAUAAAACACUAACGACUUGGUGAAACGAUUAAUUAAGAGAUAAGAGUUACGCGUACAAGAAGUUGAAGUUCUCUCAGUACGUAGGCUUAGUAAAGUUAUGACUGAUAUAAGAUAUUUUGUGUUAACACUUUUGAGUUUGAAAGCCGUAGAAAGCAACAUGGAAGGGUUUGUUGUUGGAGGGAUAGUACCUGUCAUAACUAAAUUUCCUCACUCUGUGUUUCUUAAAGUAAAAUGUAAUGAAAAAAAUAAAGAGAAAACUAAAUAUUGGUCCUGCGGUGGUUCCGUUUUAAAUCAAAAAAUAAUAUUGACGGCAGCGCACUGCAUGUACGGGUGUGACUCCACCAGUACUUUUAACGUUAAUAUGGGACAUGUCAAUAAGGAUAAAGGCUUUUCAAGCAUGGUUAGAAAACACAUUAUACACAAGGCUUUUAAAAUUAACAAUGCAUCUAAUGACAUAGGAUUGGCGUUCAUUAAAGGUACCAUUGAAUUUAAUUCAAACAUUAAACGGAUCGCUAUUGUGGAAAGUCCCCCUUAUUUUGAAAAAUCACAAAUUGCUGGAUGGGGUUUCAUUGAUGAAAUAACAAAUAAGGAGGACGAUUUUCUUAGGUAUAUAGAUCAAUAUGUUUGGAAGAGAGAUGCAUGCUUGAAAGUACUCAAGCAAAUGCCACAUGGUACUAUCUGUGCAAGAAGUGAGGAUGAAGAAUCAUAUUCUAGUGGAGGUGACUCUGGUAGCGCCCUGGUAGUGAGGGACUACAUCCAAAUCGGAAUCGUUUCCUAUAAGGACUUGACUUACAGCAGGAGUGUCGUGGUCUACACAGACACCGGCUACUUCUACAAUUGGAUCAAAGAAAAUGCGAGAACACUUUAUUGUUAUUAGAAUUUAUACAUGUACAUA
This is a messenger RNA of Spodoptera litura, 1608 nucleotides long. RefSeq names its product trypsin delta-like. Gene Ontology annotation, biological process: proteolysis. NCBI's taxonomy places the organism in Eukaryota, Metazoa, Arthropoda, Insecta, Lepidoptera, Noctuidae. Gene Ontology annotation, molecular function: serine-type endopeptidase activity. The record is from RefSeq and is a predicted model, not a curated record.